Messenger RNA from Populus euphratica (Euphrates poplar), 806 nucleotides. RefSeq names its product 40S ribosomal protein S25. The record is from RefSeq and is a predicted model, not a curated record. NCBI's taxonomy places the organism in Eukaryota, Viridiplantae, Streptophyta, Magnoliopsida, Malpighiales, Salicaceae. The coding region runs from base 108 to 509 and encodes 133 amino acids. The transcript is spliced from 4 exons.
ACACUUAUAAAUAUUCCCUGCAAGCUCGGAAUUUUCUUUUCGCUUAGCCUGGUUUCUCUCGAUCGGUCCCUCCAAAACCCUAGAGAUUCAACCUUUGAUCUCCUGUCAUGGCACCAAAGAAGGAGAAGGCUCCACCACCGUCUUCAAAACCAGCUAAGUCUGGCGGUGGCAAACAGAAGAAGAAGGUGAAAAAAAUCACGGGGCUCCUUGAGUGUUUGGGUUUUUUUCUUUCUUAUGAUUUGUUGGGGUUUUAUGUGCAGAAAUGGAGCAAGGGAAAGCAAAAGGAGAAGGUGAACAACAUGGUUUUGUUUGAUCAAGCUACCUACGAUAAGCUUCUUUCUGAAGCUCCCAAGUACAAGCUUAUAACUCCUUCUGUCUUGUCUGACAGAUUGAGGAUUAGUGGCUCUCUUGCACGCAAAGCAAUCAAGGAUCUAAUGGCCAGAGGAUCCAUUAGGAUGGUAUCUGCACAUGCCAGCCAACAGAUCUACACCAGGGCUACCAACACCUAAGAGACAGUUGUAACAUUUUUCCUGGCAUUGCGAGUAAUCCAUUACCAUUUUGUUUCGGUCUCAUUUCUUCAUACCAUUCAUGUCAAGAAUGAAGUUUUGAUAUAUUUAUUCGGUGGCAGAAGUUUCAUGUAUUGCAGUAUAGUUGAUUUUAUACUUAAAUUUUUGUACGUCAGCAAUAUUUUCACAGAUGAUGGUUCUUUGCGAGUUUUGACCUUAAAUUGGUUAAUCUUUUUAUUCUCUUCCACAAUUUUAUGGCGACAUUAAAUCAAACUAAGAAUUUAUGCAGGUUUAGGAUCC